UGGUCUCUUUCCUCUUCUCCAGCCACAGACAGAGAGAGAGAGAGAGAGAGAGAGAGAGGCAUGAACGCAUUCAGGCUUCUUGCAGACUUGACCCAUCUCCUCAGCAUCAUCAUUCUCCUUGUGAAGAUCCGCACCACCAAAUCAUGUGCAGGCAUCUCUCUCAAAACACAAGAUUUAUAUGUCCUUGUUUUCAUUUCUCGUUAUCUUGACUUGUUUACAAGACCCCUUUCUCUCUACAACACUCCCUUCAAACUUGUUUUCCUUGCCACUUCCAUCACCAUUGUUUACUACAUGAGGUAUCACAAGGUUGUCAAGCAGACUUACAACAAGGACUCUGAUACUUUUAAGCACUACUUCCUCAUCCUCCCUUGUGCUGUCCUUGCAUUUUUCAUCAAUCCUAAGUUCACCUUCAUUGAGGUCUUGUGGUCUUUCUCAAUCUACCUUGAAGCUGUUGCAAUCUUGCCACAACUUGUUUUGCUGCAGAGCUCCAGCAACAUUGAUAACUUGACAGGAAACUAUGUGUUUAUGUUGGGGGCUUAUAGGGCAUUGUAUCUUUUAAACUGGAUUUAUCGCUUCUUUGCGGAGGAUGUAGUUCGCUGGAUUCCUUGGAUAGCCGGCCUUGUUCAAACAGCUCUUUAUGCCGAUUUCUUUUACUACUACAUAAAGAGCUGGAGAAACAAUGAGAGAUUGAAACUCCCUGAAUGAAAUGGCAUCAAGGAUCAACAAUUCACCAUUACAGUUUUGGUUAAACUUCAACAGAGAAAUUUGGUGAUCAUUGUGUGACGGAAGAACAAAAUCAAGUGCACUAGUGUAUCUGUUUUAUCGAAACUUGUGUGAUUUUUACUUAUAUUAAAUAUCAUUGAGCACAUUAA
Messenger RNA from Dioscorea cayenensis subsp. rotundata (Guinea yam), 872 nucleotides. Its product is annotated as ER lumen protein-retaining receptor-like. The transcript has 7 exons. NCBI's taxonomy places the organism in Eukaryota, Viridiplantae, Streptophyta, Magnoliopsida, Dioscoreales, Dioscoreaceae. Bases 61 to 705 code for a protein of 214 amino acids. Gene Ontology annotation, biological process: endoplasmic reticulum to Golgi vesicle-mediated transport; protein retention in ER lumen. The record is from RefSeq and is a predicted model, not a curated record. Gene Ontology annotation, molecular function: ER lumen protein retrieval receptor activity. Gene Ontology annotation, cellular component: membrane; cis-Golgi network; endoplasmic reticulum.